GAACCCAGCGGCCCAAGAAGCCCUGCUGUGUUCGGUGCCAUCAUCUCCUACGUUGAAGAAUUUUUUUCAACCGUUGGGAUUUCUCUGACAAAUCAACAGCAGCAGUGUGUUUCAGGAGACGGCAGCUCGGCUGCGCUGCGCAGCGUGGUGGAGGAGCUGGUGCGCUUCCGGCUGAAGGUCCGGCAGUACGCGCUGGCCACGCCUGAGGCCAGCGGGGAGGCCCGGCGACAGCAGCUCCAGGAACGGCGGCCCCUGCUGCAGGCCUGCGAUGAGCUGCGCCGGGACCUGGCUGCCCACGGCAUCAGCAUUAAGGACAGAAGCAGCACGGCAUCCACGUGGGAGCUGCUGGAGCCCAGGACAAAGCCGCAGCGGCCGGGGGCUGAGCCGCAGCAAUAAACGCACCACUACUGUU
This is a messenger RNA of Oryctolagus cuniculus (rabbit), 412 nucleotides long. The record is from RefSeq and is a predicted model, not a curated record. NCBI's taxonomy places the organism in Eukaryota, Metazoa, Chordata, Mammalia, Lagomorpha, Leporidae.